Molecule: messenger RNA, 2067 nt
Organism: Miscanthus lutarioriparius
Lineage: Eukaryota; Viridiplantae; Streptophyta; Magnoliopsida; Poales; Poaceae
Source: the annotation of a GenBank genome assembly
AUGCGUGUCCUCUUGCUCCUCCUCCUCCUCCUCGCCGUGGCCUCUUCUCCGGCGACGGCGUCGGGCGAUGGCGGCGCGGCCGUUCCAGUGGGGAAUACCGUCUUGUCGUUCUUCUGCAACCCCACCAGCUCGAGCGUCCAGCGGACGUACCAGCCCAACAGCACGUUCGCGGCCAACCUCCAGAAGCUCGUGACCGAGCUCCCGAGGAACGCCUCGGCGUCGGGCUUCUCGGCGGGGAGGUUCGGCGCCGCGGGCCCUGGCGCGGCGUACGGGAUCGUGCUCUGCCGCGGCGACUACCUCGGCCAGCAGUGCGUGGACUGCCUCGCCGACGGGUUCGUGCAGGCGGCCAGCAGGUGCCCCAGCAGCGUGGACGCGACCAUGUACUACGACCAGUGCCAGCUCCGGUUCUCCGACCAGGACUUCCUCGCCGGAGCCGGAGCGGGCGCCUCCAACAUGCCGGAGAGCGCCGCCUCGAACAUGAACAAGGUGUCCGCCGGGAACACCGCCGCGUUCGACGCCCUGGUCACGCGGCUCGUGGACGCGGUGUCCGACGCCGCCAGCAACAGGAGCGCCCGCUACGCCACGGGCCAGGCCGGGUUCCCGCCGGAGAACAUGAACGUGUACGCGCUCGUGCAGUGCACGCAGGAUCUGACGACAGGGCAGUGCCGGGAGUGUCUGACCGGCCUCAGAGACCAGAUGGCCAGUUUGUUCGCCGGGAAAGUGGGUGGGAGGAUUCUCGGCGUGCGCUGCCACAUCAGGUACGAGAAGGAUGUCUUCUUCGCGCAGACCCAAGAUAUCCUGACGCUCACGCCGCUGCUGGGUUCGACCAAAGGUAGCAGCACGACGCUAUGGAUCGUCGCCGUCGUCGUCCCCGUGUCCGUGGUCCUGGCCUGCUUCCUGGCGUGCUUCCUCUGGAUCAGAAAGCGGAGGAGGAGAGGAAUGAUCAAUAUGUCAGGGAGGGUGAGUGUGCCCACCAUCUCCAUGGAGAUGGAGCAGGUGCUCAAGCUCUGGCGGGUCGAGGAGAGCGACUCCGAGUUCUCCAUCUUCGACUUCGACCAGAUCGCCGACGCCACCGACAACUUCUCCGACGACCACAAGCUCGGCCAGGGCGGCUUCGGACCCGUCUACAAGGGCAAAUUGAGAAGUGGAAUUAAAAUAGCAGUCAAGAAACUAGAAGCGUGUUCUUUACAAGGAUUAUUGGAAUUCCAAAAUGAAAUUCAGCUUAUAGCAAAGCUUCAACACAAAAAUCUCGUUAAGCUGCUGGGUUGCUGCACUAGAGGAGAUCAAGAAAAGUUGCUUAUAUAUGAAUACAUGGAAAAUAAAAGUCUAGAUUACUUCAUAUUUGAUAACGUGAAGGGGCAACACCUAAACUGGUCAAAACGUCUGCACAUAAUUAAUGGGAUAGCUCAAGGGCUUCUUUACCUUCACAAUUAUUCGCGGUUAUGUUUUAUUCAUAGGGAUUUGAAAGCAAGUAACAUUCUCUUGGAUAGUGAAAUGAAUCCAAAAAUAUCAGAUUUUGGGAUGGCCAGAAUAUUCUGUUCAAAUGAGAAAGAAUCAAAUACUACCAGAAUAGUGGGCACACAUGGGUAUAUGGCACCCGAGUACGCCAUGCGUGGCCACUAUUCUAUAAAGUCUGAUGUUUUCAGCUUUGGCAUCUUGAUUCUUGAAAUCUUAACCGGAAGAAGAAGCAGUGGUUCCUUUAACAUCGAGAAGUCCGUUGAUCUCUUAAGUCUUGUUUGGGAGCACUGGACCAUGGGAACAAUUGUGGAGGUUAUGGACCCAUCUCUGAGAGGCAAAGCUCCUACGCAACAGAUGAUGAAAUGUGUCCAUAUCGGUCUACUGUGUGUUCAGGAUAACCCGGUCGAUAGACCGAUGAUGUCAACAGUAAACGUCAUGCUCAGUGGAAACACUUUCUCUCUCCAGGCUCCACUGAAGCCAGUAUUUUUCAUUCCAAACUCAACUGUUUAUUCAGAAUCAUAUCCUACAGCUUCCCAAUCCACCGCUAACGUUACCUCAGGGGCGAUAUCACCAAAUGAAGUGUCAAUCACAGAACUGGAACCAAGAUGA